AGUUGUGAUGUCAAUGUUCUAUGAUGGAACAGUCCAUACCAGUUUCUGAGGUUAGCUCAGAGACAGCAACUGGUCCAUUCCCACCAAAUAAUUCAACAUUCCAAAAUAUUGAACAGCAAUACCAGGAACAAUGGCAUAUACUGGAAAAUUUACAAUCUGAGUUGGGAUCAGAAGGACAAUCUGAAAGCAGGCAAGACUCAGUGGCAUCUUUUAACAACAGCACAACUUCAAAUGCUAAUAAAGAAGAUGCUGAAUCAACUGUUAAUCAACAAGAAAAGGAAGGCACUGAAGAAUGGUUUAUUCUUGGUGAGGACCCAGUUGGAACUGACCAGGAGAACACCUCUGACAAUAAAAAUGUUGGAGGAAAGGAAAACAUAUCUGGUACUGAACAGGAACAAGAGGGAGAGACUGCAAAACAGUUAUCCCCUUAUGCAGAGCAGUGGUUUGAGUUAGAGCAACUAAAGCAGAAUGUAAGAUCUUUGAGUCAAGUAGCAGGUUUGCCACAGUCACCCCAGCUCAAUGAAACUGUAGCCAGUGGGUUAAGCAGUGGUUCACUGAGUGUUGAAACCCUUGAAGAAGUUGGACUUGAAGAUAUAGAUGCUGUACCACAGGAAGGAAGAGCUGGGGAGGAGGCAGCUCAAGAAGCAGGAGGCGAAGAGGAUGUGGAGGAUGAUUCGCGCGAUAGUGGUACCUCCUUCAGUGUUAAUGGGUCUGGUGUUGAAGACAAUGGAUUAAGAAGCCAGUGGUUCCCACUGAGGCCAAGUGCUGUUGGGGAGGAUGAUGAGGAAACUAAUCAGGUGGCCUACACUACAAGUGCAGCUUUUCAGCCAUCAAGUGGUGAACCACCUCAGAAUGUUCCACCAGCUUGGUCCGAUGAUGAUGCAAAGCAGUCACCUCCUGAGAGAUCACAACCAGAUGGAAGAGAUGGGCCAGAUCUCAAGAGACCUCCUUGGGUCAGGAGCACAUUUACAAGUACGCAGCAGACAGUCACCCCUCCUGUCCAGAAAAAACCUGUGCCCAGUGGCUCAGCUGAGGCGACAGACAGUGGUAGUGAUACAUCUGUCCUCUCACAACCACGGAAUGACAACGCCACACCACUGGAAAUUAUCACCAGGAGUGUUCCUCCUGCUCCAAGAGGUGCAGCCUUCGUUAGUGAGUUGAGGCGAAGACACGCCCCUCAGCUGAACAGUGACAGUGAUACUGAGAGCCCAGUGUCGAAGCUACUCGGCCCAAACUUCCGUGCAGUUCAGCAAGUGUUGAACAGACUCAAGCAAGACAGGCUCACUGGAGGUGUCAGCGAUGAAGCAGAACACUCAGUGUCUGAACAGCAGUCUUUGAGAGAGGAGAGCCAGCAUUCAUUGGGGAGUACUGUUUCAACAACUCAUGGGACAGAGGGAAAUUUUGGACUUGAAACAGAAAUUAAAAUGACGAAACCCACAGCUGAUGCAGUAACCAGUCUUGAGUUAAAUUCUUCAAGACUAUCUGAAGGGGCAAUCUUACCACACGCUGAGAAACGACACCGUGAUAGACAAUCAGAGGAUGAAGCUCGCCGAAGUGCUAUCGACACCUUCAGGAAGUCAUGGGAUACUGGACUUACAUCGAGCUGGACAAAUGCCAAGCCAUCCCAUCGUGAUGCAAGUGGAAUGAGUCCUGCUGAGGCGUUCCUAAACUCAAUCGUACCUCCUGCCAUGAAUGCCACAGAAGGACACAGUUCAGCCGACAGUAGUACUAAAAACGCAAGGAUUUUAGAUAAAGAUGUUCGUUCUUUCUUAGGAAAUGGAAACGUGAUGUCUCAUCAUGACACUGAUCAUAUUAUUUCUCAACCUCAGUUAUCAAGUAGAUAUUCCACUGAGCUUCGUCCCCGUAGCUCAGUAGAGGACAGUCUUAGGAGCUCACGGAUAGCAUGGGGAGAUCAUUCAGUUCCGGUUACAGAUACAAAGGAACUUCCUCAUCGUAGAGACAUAUCUGAUAAUGCAGUGCUUCCAUCAAGAGCACUUGCAUCCAGAGAACGUUUACACGAGAUAAGUUCUCAUAGUUCCACUGGAGGAAGCGUUCACACUCUCAGAGCUGCUUGGCGAGAACCAACAUUACCCAUGGGUCCUAACAGCAGAGAGCCGUCACUUGGUGAUGUUUCUGAAGAGAUGUCCGGUGUUAUUCCGGCAGACAAUUUAGAAUUCCCAGGUCAGAUAAGCUCUGUUCCUCCAGAUGGAACAAACGCCUCUGGGGUCACUGUUUCCGGUGAAACGGAGAGAGCUAAAGAUUUGAACAGAACGGAAGAAAACCACGUUAGGAGACGAACAAGUGAUGUAAGCGUAUCAUCAGAUGAUACAGACGAUCUAUUGACAUAUGAGCCAGUACUGGAAGGUGAUCGUCAAUACUUGCAAAUGCAAAAGCGAACUAAACAUGCUCAACAGCGAGUUGUUGCAAUGGACCAAAGGCAAAGUUGGUUACCUGCGAGACCGUCUGAAUUUGCCAAACGGAAACCUGGCCAGGAACUACCCCCUCCUUCAAUGGAAGCACCGGAGGGCAUCCAAAGUACCCCUGCUGAUCAGGAUGACAGUCAGAUUAAGGCUUUGCACUGGUCCUUAGGCGCUGGUACUAUUUCUCCCAUAUCAUACGAUAGCGUAGCUCAGAGCGAUUCUCAGCACGAAGGAUCGUCAACGCCGUUGGGUCCAGCUCUAGAGCGUUCAAGUGUCCUUGGGGUUGGUGCCCUUCAAGAGCAGAGUCUCCAAGAAGAGGACACCACAGCUUACAGCGAGGAUCGAGAUGCAGCUUUGAUGAAACAACAUCGAAGUCAUUCCAUCACGGAAGUCUCCUCUUCCGAUGAGAUGUACAGACCAGUUUUAUACAGGGAUGCUGCAGCAAAUAAGGAAAACCACCCAGACGAGAGUGCAGUCGAGGCCUCACCCUAUGGCAUUUACGACAUACGAAAGUCCUCAGGCCCUGGUAGUACAAACAGACGUAGGAAGGCCUUGGGUCUUCAACCCAACCCUGCAAGGGAUAGCGUCAGUCAGGAGGGGACUGGCAUGGUUUAUAUAUCAGGAAGCUCUACGCCAAGUAGUGUGCGUGGUGGGAGAGAUAGGUUCUUGAGGAGAGAAGAAACUCUCCCUGGAAGACAUUCUUCUCAUGACGAACGACGCCCAGACAAACUACACGAAGACGAGAGGUUCCACAGGAAUGAGGAACUUAAGAAGCCGCCAAAAACAAAAGACUCUAAAAUGGAAAAAGAGGGUCGAAAGAGCAAAAAAGAUCGAGAGAUGAUUGGGAAACGAGAUUAUCAAGAUACACGCAUAGAGGAAGGCCUGGUUCGCGAGAAGAGUAAACCCGGUCAUCCACGUCGAAAUCGGUUGAGCAACACUUCAAGCAAAGAAUCCACUAUCAGUGGUGAUUCACCAGAGGAUGAAAGAGAACCAUCGCGUCAUUCUUAUGCCAGAUCACGACAGCCACCUUCACAGUAUAUGGACACACUUGAUCCAAAUGUUGCCAGUCAUUCUUUAGGUCACGGUAAGAGAUCUGCCAGAGCUGGAAAAUCAAAGACGAGAUAUACUGAAGAUGAUCGUGCAAUUUUAUCUCAGCGGUCAAGGCUAGAGACAUCUGAAAAUAGAAAAGACGAUUCAAGGAUACCAGAUGCCAAGGGUGGCCAUUCUUCGCGUGAUAAAAGCUUUUCUCGUGAUCCAAAAACCUCCAGAAUGGAUGCUAACAUUUCAAGGCUGACUUCGUUGAUAACAAAGUCAUUAGAGGAGAGCAUUUCCUCCUCCUCUCUUGCGUCAACCACAACGUCUUCAAGAAGACCAAGUUCAAAAAGUAAAAAGGCAAAGCUGGCUUCCUCAACUAGUGAAUCGUCUGACGUUUCUGAAUAUUUCAACUACGCUUUCUUCGAGCCUCGUCUCCGGACGUCCAUUGGACAGAAAAUAAAAUUAAGAGAGCUGCUGAGGUCUGUGAAGUCACAUGACCUUUCCCCUAUAGUCCGUAGAACUCGAGAUAGCACUUCUCCUGAGUCUACCUCAGGAUUGUCCAGCAACGACGGGGUAAGUGCCGAAAAGGAGCCUGAGCCUGUAGUGAGGGAGCCUUUACGAUCAGAUGCUGCACAAAAGCCUGCUGCGAUGUACUCCCCACAGCAGCCAACGAAUGGUCCAAGAUGUACUUGCGCUCGCGCGCCAAAGGCUGUUACACGAGCAACAUCAUCAGGGGCGUUCCGAAGCCGUAGAGAAGGUGAUGGAAGAAGAAUUGAAAAGCGCGAUGUUGGUGUGAACUGUCCCACACCAGUUAUGACAAGGGACCCAUCGCCCGUUGAAGAUGAGGUGUCGCGCAUUCUGUUGGAAGAUGCUAGUACUCAGACGGACGAAGUUGGUGGUGGACGAAGAGUGGAAAGAAAAGUUGAUUGUGAACCUGAAAAAUCACCGCGUAAGUCAGUGAAGAGUAAAAGAUACGAACAGCUUUCAAAUGUUGAAGAACGUGGUGUUAUCUCUCAACCUUCGCCUAAAAAGUUAGAUCUCUAUUACCAGAUGGAGCAGCGAGAAACUCGACAUAAACCUAAAGAACGUUUAGUACCGAGUCAAAAUUCACCGGAUCAUCGUGUUAGAACAAGCCCUGACUGGAGAAACAGGGCACAGGAGCCUGCGUGGUUUUAUCCUCUGAAGGGCAAACCGCAACCCGAACAAAAAGCCACCUCACAGAUAAGCAGUAGCCUGAAUAAAAGUCGCACAAGAGACGAACUACGAGCAGACAUGUUUGAGGCUUCAGUUAAUCCUUCCAGCACACUACAGCAGCUGAGUCUUCAAGAAGCAUUCCUCUAUGCCAGGCCUAAAUUUGUAAGGCGUUCGCAGGACAGAGUUGCUCAAAUUGAGCAAGCUGCACGAGAGAAAGAAAGACGUAGGAUGUUUACUCAGACUGUGGAUGAAGAAAAGAAAAGAGAAGAGGCUGAGUUACGAAGAGCAAGAAGUCCGCCUGUUCCUCAGAAAGCUAAGCCUCGUGUCUCGAGAAAUGACCAAUUUUCUGGACCAAAACCACGGCAGAUGACCCGGGCUGAGAUGAAAGAAUUAAAUAAGAGACUUUACAAGAAUUUACCAGAGGUGAAAGCAAAGAAUGAACAGCAGAAGCGCUUAGCUUUUUAUCGAACAAAUAGAUUACGUGCCCAACUUUAUGACAAAAGAGUUCGCAACCGUCUCAAAGGAGCUGGCAAGUGACUUUCAACCUCCCAAAGAUUAUAUUUUAUUUCACAGUGUCAACAUGGUUAAUUAACAUCCAAAUGGUUCCAAUGAAGCUUUCGUGAGGGACAAUAAAUGAGUUUGAUGCCCUUUUAAAUUGAUUCUCCGGUAUCAAUCAAAUCUUAAAGUUUAGCUUCGGUGUUUAUUCUGUCACAUAUUGUGACAAUAAAUUUUUAUUUAUGACUUUUACAAGAAAAAACACAGGGACACAACCCCAAUAUUUAAGGUGCUGUUUCUAUCAGUGAGUUUUACUUUUCAGUGGAGUUCUUGAUUUAAGGUUAAAACUAAUGGAAUGAAGAACAUAUUAAAGUAAUAAAGAUCUAUGGUACAGUUAAUUGUGUUAUUGAUGCUAUUUCUCAAAAGCAAAUCACUAUUCCCAAAAGAUUUGGCUGGUGAAAGAAAG
Messenger RNA from Pocillopora verrucosa, 5610 nucleotides. Its product is annotated as dentin sialophosphoprotein. The record is from RefSeq and is a predicted model, not a curated record. Gene Ontology annotation, molecular function: microtubule binding. NCBI's taxonomy places the organism in Eukaryota, Metazoa, Cnidaria, Anthozoa, Scleractinia, Pocilloporidae.